AUGACCACGCUUACACGAAACUUCUCCGGAAAACCAGGCUGCGGUAGUCCAAACGCCCAUCAUAGCUUUGGUACAAGGAACCCCACAAAGAUGAAUUACCAACGCUACGAACCUUACGUGCCCGUUGGGCCACGAUUUUCUCAGGGCAAUGGAGGUGCCCGACGCCACGCAAACAACAGCCAUGACAAUCACAACGGCAAUGAAGUUGGCAACCAGUGGAACACCGAUCGCGGUGGCAAUAGAAAUGGCAAUCGAAGAAAGCGCCGGAACAACAAUGCCAACUACAACAAUGUCAACGGCUACAACAAUGCCAAUGGCUACAACAACAACAACGUCAACGGCUACGACAACAACGUCAACGGCUACAACACCAACGGCCACAACGCCAAUGGGUACAACAAUAACAGCAAUGGAAAUUACAAUGGACAAAAUGUCAACCCGAAUUACAAGGGGAAGAAUUAUGAUCCCAAUUACAGAGGGAGAAAUCACAACUCCAACACCUCUCAUGCCGCACACCAACCUUUGCCUGCCGCACACCAGCCUGUGCCUGUCGUGAAUUCCAACAUCGACUUUCAGAUGGCUGAGGCGCCAGCUUAUGUGUGUCCACCACCUGAUGAGCCAAACGAUAUCGAAAUGCCCGACGCACCACCUCUUGUAGAUACAGUGAGUGAUAUCAGGGAAGCAGCACAGGGUCUGCAAGAUGCACUAACCUCGGUUUUUCAGAGAAUCCAAGCGCUCGCCAAGGGCGCUUUUGCAAUCAAACAGAUGGUUAGUCCCCCGCUUUCGAAUUUCCAAUUCAAUCCCGUUUCAUUCCAUGAACCUACUUCCCAUCAGCCUGGUUUUCAUCCCUCUGCUUUCAAUCCUCCUAAUUUUGGUCACAAUGCUUUCGAUCAUCCUAGUUUCCGUCGCCCCGUGUUCCGUCCCGCAACUUUCCAUCCCCCAGAUUCCAUAACCCUAAUCCCCCACUUACUUGGCAACCCUGAAUGUAAUUACUUUCUCUAA
Molecule: messenger RNA, 1002 nt
Organism: Penicillium vulpinum
Lineage: Eukaryota; Fungi; Ascomycota; Eurotiomycetes; Eurotiales; Aspergillaceae
Exons: 2
Coding region: 1-1002 (333 amino acids)
Source: RefSeq, a predicted model, not a curated record